AUGAGUAGGCCAAUUAUGUACUGAAACUUUCUGACUAACGCAAAUGGCAGAGGGGGGAGAGGAGAGACUUCCAGACUUGUUCGAGACAGUGUGGUCUUGUUGGGAAAAGCUGGACAGCACAGAGGAACCAUCCUCUUCCUACAAUGUUCAGAAAACAAUCAUCACAGGGAUAACAGCUGGGAUGAAGGCCAUUAGAAUGGUGAAUGAGCUCUGUCUGUUUAGCAGUAAUGAAGAGAUCGAAGAGGUGGCAACAAAUGAAAUGAAAUACCUUUUGUUGCCUGCCUUUGUGGGAUUUUUCACGGAGAGGAAGACUGUAAAAAAAAUGGAGGACAGAGAGGGUUUGGUAAAGGAAGCAACAGCAUAUUACACAGAUUUCCUCAGAAAUUGUGAUAGUUAUGGAGUAGCUAAAAUUGAUAAGAAGCUUCUAAAUCUAACUCCUGAGAGUCAGCAGAAAGCUCUGAGUUCUAACGGACCACCACAAGGACUAGCAGGUCAAAUGCAGACUAGAGAGGAGAAGAUUAGAAGUUUUAAAGAAAAGAAGGAGCUUGAUGCCAAAGUGAAGGAACUCCACGAAAAAAUGAAGCAAGAACAUGUAGAUGAUGAAAUAAAGAGAGAGUACUACUUAGGUUUAAUUAGACAAUGGAUUGGAACUGCUAAAGAAAGUCUGGAAUCACUCCAGGUUGAAACUACCAUGUUAGGCAUACGUCAUCAAGCAUUAGAUGAUGAAGUGCCAGAGAACAAACCUAAGGAACAGAGAAAGGCAUUCCGUCCAUUCAUCAUCACCAAAGACAUGAUUCAGAAGGCUGUAUUUGGUGCAGGCUAUCCCAGCUUACCUACAAUGACUAUAGAGGAGUUCUAUGAACAGAAAGUGAAAGACGGCACCUUCCAUCCACCUACCUCACAGGGACAUAGUAUGCAGGACUGGGCGGCUGAUCCUGAUAAAGAUAAAGAAGCCCAGGAAAAGGAAGCCGAGGAAAAGGAAAAUAAAAUCGAACAAGACGACCCAGAGGAGCUACAGAAGGCCAGAGCAAUGGAUGACUGGAAAGAUGAUCACCGCAGAGGAUGGGGAAAUCGCAAAAAUAUGGGCUGAGAUGAAAAUGAGCAAUUCACAGCUAAGACCAAUCACCGGCUAUUGUGUUGCCCUUCAUACUCUAUGUCAGGAUGAAUGUGCUUUCCAGGAACUAAGGAGAAUAUCUGAAUGGACAUAACUGAAAACUCAGGAAUUCCCUCUUCUCACAAUGAUUAAUAUCUGUAGUGAGAAAUAAUCAGUAUAAAAUGUAAAUUUGGAUGUUAGUUGUGCUUUUAUGAAGAACAAAUGCUGUUAUACUUGUAUGCGUAGAAUUAAUUGCCUGUGAUAAUAUCUUUAAUAAAGACUUUCUAAGUACAU
Saccostrea echinata is the source of this 1387-nucleotide messenger RNA. RefSeq names its product immunoglobulin-binding protein 1-like. Gene Ontology annotation, molecular function: protein phosphatase 2A binding. Lineage: Eukaryota; Metazoa; Mollusca; Bivalvia; Ostreida; Ostreidae. The record is from RefSeq and is a predicted model, not a curated record. The coding region runs from base 44 to 1090 and encodes 348 amino acids. The transcript is spliced from 10 exons. Gene Ontology annotation, cellular component: cytosol. Gene Ontology annotation, biological process: regulation of dephosphorylation; regulation of signal transduction.